AUGACCGUUGGAUUUCCAGAAGUUUCCUUUAGAGAUGAUCUGGCGAAAAUCAAUGGUGCAGAUUUAAUCUGCUUUACAGUCAAUUACUUGGAUAGAGUUUCCUCUGUGCUUCAUUCUUUUUCUUUUCUUAAGGAUAGAGUUUCCUCUGUGCUUUAUUCCUGGCAUUCUAAAUGGUUUUCUAAGGCAAGGAAGGAAAUCCUUCUUAAAGCUGUUAUUCAAGCCAUUCUUGCUUAUGCGCUGGCUUGCUUUCGGCUGCCUGUGAAGCUUUGUAAGGAAAUUGAGGGUGUGAUGGCCAGAUUUUGGUCUCUUGUCCAUUUUAACCAAGCUAUGCUUGCUAAGCAGGCUUGGCGUAUCUUCACUCAACCUGAUUCUUUGUUGAGUCUUACUCUCAAAGCUAGGUACUUUCCUCACUCUUCUAUCUUAAAUGCUAAGGCUAGUUAUAAUCCUUCUUUCUCUUGGCGUAGUAUUCUUUGGGGGAUGGAUUUAUUAACUUCUGGUUUAGUGUGGAAAGUGGAUGAUGGGGAGACUAUUAAUACUCUUACUGAUCAUAAGCUUCCUACUUCUAAAUUUAAGCAACCCCUUUGUGAUAUAGAUUGCCAGCAGUCUAAACUCUCUUAUUUCAUUGAUCAGUCAGGCCCUUAA
Messenger RNA from Cannabis sativa, 642 nucleotides. RefSeq lists its product as uncharacterized. The transcript has 3 exons. Bases 1 to 642 code for a protein of 213 amino acids. NCBI's taxonomy places the organism in Eukaryota, Viridiplantae, Streptophyta, Magnoliopsida, Rosales, Cannabaceae. The record is from RefSeq and is a predicted model, not a curated record.